AUGAUAAUUUUAUUUUCAUUGAUACCAACAUUGUAUUGCUUUUAUUCCAAGGGUAUUCUUGAUCAAGAUCUCAAUCAUAUCAUGAACGAGUUGAUAAAUGGUUCAUUACCUUAAGGUAGGUUAUCAAUGAAAGAUGUGGAAAAUUUAUUUGCAGAACUUGAAAACUCAACUAACCUUGUUCAUUCCUAAUCGAUUGGAUAAUCUUAUCUUAAUAAAACCAUUAAUUCUUAUUCAUUAUGCUCUAAUUUUAGCAAAGAAAAACCAAAGAUGCUUAUAACUAGUUUGCAUCAUUCUAGAGAAGUAGCUAGUUUGUAGAUGAAUAUAUACUUGUUUCUCUAUAUUUUAUGGGAAGUAAAACAUGAAAAGAAUCCCUAUUAUAUUAAUAUGAUUACUCAUAAUUGCAUUAUGAUUGUCCCAUUUGUUAAUAUUGACGGAUACAAUGAAAUUGAAUCUGAAUUGAAUAAGCAUAUUUACUAACCCUAAACUAGAAAAAAUCUCAAUCGAACUAUUAAUUGUUAUUAAUAGGGUGAAUUAGCUGGAAUAGAUUUAAACAGAAACUAUGGAUAUCAUUUUGCCUAUGAUAAUAUAGGUAGUUCUAAUGAUCCUUGUGAUGAGACUUAUAGAGGAAGUGCUGCUUUUUCUGAAAAGGAAACUUAAGCGAUCAAAAAUGUUGUUGAAAAUUAUAAUAUUAAAAUGGCCAUGAAUUUGCAUUGUUUUGGAAAUUUAUGGGUCAUACCAUAUAGUUAUGAUAAUGAAGAAUUAGAUAAAGAUGGAGUUCCAUAUUUGAUUUAUGAAGAUUUUAAGCAAAAAGGAGAAUUUUAAGGGAGAUACAAAAUAGGACAUGCAAUAGAAUUAGUCUAAUACACUGCAAAUGGUGAAGCUGCUGAUUGGAUGCUUUCUUAAGGAGUCAUUGCUAUUAGUCCAGAAUUAGGAGAAUAAGCUUACUCAAAUUUUUUUUAAAACUUUUAUCCCGAUAAAGAAUAAACGAUUAAAUUAUUCAAAACUGAAUUUCCUCCUUUAAUUCACUUUAUUAAGUACUUGCCUUUUCAACCCUUUAUCAAAAAUGUAUACUAAUAUGACUUGGAUGAUAUUGAGAGAUUUAAAAAAGAAUUUUCUCCAAAUCAAUAUAUUGUUGAAAUUUAAUGCAUCAAUCAUGGUGUAUCCAAUGGCAAUAAUUAAUAAUUUGUUGUUUCUAAUACUGUUUAACUUGUUGAGGCAUAUUCCAUGGAUAUUAAAUAUCAAGAGGAAUUUGAUAGGGAACAUAUUGAUACGAGUAAAUUAAGUAUCAUAGAAUUUUCAAACAAUACCUUCUCCAAUAAUUAGUUCAAACCUCGAAGUUAAAUGGUUUAUUUUUUAAUUUUACAGGAAUCUAAUCUUGGAAAUGAAGUGAAAUUCUAUUUUAAUUCGCAUGGAGAAGACAAUUAAACUAGUAAUUAUAAAAAAUAAAUUGUAGCUUUGAUUCUUAAGAAUCUUCAAUAAGAGUAGAACUAAUAAAAAGUCAUCUAAUAUUAGAAACUUUAGACCUUAUUUUAUAUUGGCGUUUUAAUAAUUUUAAUAAUUGCAAUAUGGAUUAUUCUCUAGCGUGUUACUAAACGAGCAGAUAACGAUAAAAAAUUAAACAUUACAGAAUUAAUUGAAUAAAAACCUGAACAAAUUGAGUUAAAUGUAUAGAUAUGA
This is a messenger RNA of Paramecium tetraurelia, 1677 nucleotides long. RefSeq lists its product as uncharacterized. Gene Ontology annotation, molecular function: metallocarboxypeptidase activity; zinc ion binding. The transcript is spliced from 3 exons. Gene Ontology annotation, biological process: proteolysis. NCBI's taxonomy places the organism in Eukaryota, Ciliophora, Oligohymenophorea, Peniculida, Parameciidae. The record is from RefSeq and is a predicted model, not a curated record.